Molecule: messenger RNA, 2306 nt
Organism: Oncorhynchus kisutch (coho salmon)
Lineage: Eukaryota; Metazoa; Chordata; Actinopteri; Salmoniformes; Salmonidae
Product: probable phospholipid-transporting ATPase IH
Exons: 16
Coding region: 399-2291 (630 amino acids)
Biological process (GO): phospholipid translocation
Cellular component (GO): plasma membrane; endoplasmic reticulum; recycling endosome
Molecular function (GO): ATPase-coupled intramembrane lipid carrier activity; magnesium ion binding; ATP binding
Source: RefSeq, a predicted model, not a curated record
UUACCGGCGCGAGGAAGGUGAGCGAGAGAAGGCAGGAGAGGAAAAAGAAGACGCUACUUCUGACUAGUAGAAGUAGGGGACUUUGCGUCUGAAACAUUAGGGGAAAAGAAUACCGCACUGGCUGCUGAAUCAUAGACUAACAUGUCAGCAUAUGAAUGAAACCAGAACUAUGAAAGCGCGUGGACAUUUGAGCUUUACCUUUCAUAGAGAGACAAAUAGGUGACUGAUCGUAUAGGAUUACAAUAGUCGCACCCAGACUAUUAUAGUUCUUAGGCAGAAAAAGGGGACCGUCCGAAAGUCAUGGAGUAUAGAGUAGAAAUAAAAAAUUAGCUCGCGUCAAAAGAUUAAAGAAGACGGUCAAAAAGAAAUUGCUUGGAGCAGUUGGAACCUGUUAAAGAAUGGAUUUUAGCUCUAUUCGUAAGUUCAUCACCAGAUGGUGUGCUGGAGAGGAGAACUGGGUGGACACCAGGACGGUGUACAUCGGAAACAAGGAGCCCCCACCGGGAGCGGAGGCCUACAUUCCCCAGAGAUACCCCGACAACCGCAUCAUCUCCUCCAAGUACACCUUCUGGAAUUUUGUUCCGAAGAAUUUGUUUGAGCAGUUUAGAAGAAUUGCCAAUUUCUACUUCCUCAUCAUAUUUCUUGUCCAGUUGAUAAUUGACACUCCCACCAGUCCCAUCACCAGCGGACUACCUCUCUUCUUUGUCAUCACUGUCACGGCCAUCAAACAGGGCUAUGAGGACUGGCUCAGGCACAAAGCAGACAAUGCUAUUAACCAGUGUCCUGUGCACGAGGUGCAGCAUGGGAAGGUGAUCAGGAAACAGAGUCGUAAGCUGAGGGUGGGUGAUGUGGUGCUGAUCAAGGAAGAUGAGACGUUCCCCUGUGACCUCAUCCUUCUCUCUACCAGUAGGGAGGACGGGACCUGUUUUGUCACUACAGCCAGUCUGGACGGGGAGUCCAGUCACAAGACCUACUAUGCUGUGCAGGACACUAAGGCCUUCAUCACAGAGGAGGAUUUCGAUACUCUACAGGCUUCUAUUGAAUGUGAACAACCACAACCAGACCUCUACAAAUUUGUGGGCCGAAUCAAUAUUUAUUCGGACAGAAACGAGCCCAUCGCGAGGCCUUUAGGAUCUGAGAACCUACUUCUCAGAGGGGCGACACUGAAAAACACACAGCACAUAUAUGCUGUUGCCAUCUACACUGGUAUGGAGACCAAGAUGGCGCUCAACUACCAGUCCAAGUCCCAGAAACGCUCUGCAGUGGAGAAGUCAAUGAAUGCGUAUCUGAUAGUGUACCUGUGCAUCCUGAUCAGCAAGGCUCUGAUCAACACAGUGCUGAAGUAUGUGUGGCAGGCUGACCCAGACAAAGAUGAGCCCUUCUACAACCAGAAGACUGACACAGAGAGGCAACGCCAUAUAUUGAUCCGGGCGUUCACAGACUUCCUGGCCUUCAUGGUGUUGUUUAAUUACAUCAUCCCCGUGUCCAUGUACGUUACCGUGGAGAUGCAGAAGUUCCUGGGGUCCUACUUCAUCAUGUGGGAUGAUGAGAUGUUUGACGAGGAACUGGGAGAGAGGGCUCAGGUUAACACAUCUGACCUCAAUGAAGAACUGGGACAGGUGGAGUAUGUGUUUACAGACAAGACAGGCACCCUGACAGAGAACAACAUGGAGUUUAUAGAGUGCUGUGUGGACGGCUAUGUUUACGUCCCUGAUGCCAUCUGUAAUGGACAGGUCAUGCCAGGGUCAACCAGCAUGGACAUGAUCGACUCCUCACCUGGACCAGGGGGCAAGGAGUCUGAGGAGUUGUUCUUCCGGGCGUUGUGUCUGUGCCACACGGUACAGGUGAAGGAGGAGGAGACAGUGGAUGGCAUCAAGAUGGGUAUCCACCAGAACAAGGCCACCUCCUUCUACAUAUCAUCCUCUCCUGACGAGGUGGCACUGGUGGAGGGCAUGAAGAGGCUUGGCUUCACCUAUCUGCGGCUGAAGGACAGUCACAUGGAGAUUCUUAAUAGGGAGGAUGAGGUCGAGAGGUUUGAGCUGCUGGAGGUAUUGACCUUUGACUCUGUGAGAAGGAGAAUGAGUGUUAUCGUCAGGUCCACCACAGGGGAGUACUACCUGUUCUGUAAAGGGGCCGACUCCUCCAUCUUCCCCAGGGUGAUCUCUGGCAAGGUGGAGCAGGUCAAAGCCAGAGUGGAGCACAACGCUGUGGUAAGGACACACACACACACACAUACACACACACACACAUACAGCCACUAUCAGACACUAGAGUCCGUUGUCAUAAAGUAGCUCCAAAAUCAGACU